Messenger RNA from Phyllopteryx taeniolatus (common seadragon), 14369 nucleotides. RefSeq names its product zinc finger and BTB domain containing 20 (gene zbtb20). The transcript is spliced from 4 exons. Gene Ontology annotation, biological process: negative regulation of transcription by RNA polymerase II; regulation of immune system process; regulation of cytokine production. Lineage: Eukaryota; Metazoa; Chordata; Actinopteri; Syngnathiformes; Syngnathidae. The coding region runs from base 778 to 2814 and encodes 678 amino acids. The record is from RefSeq and is a predicted model, not a curated record. Gene Ontology annotation, molecular function: protein binding.
GGGGUUGGACGGGGAUUUUCCUGUAUGUGUGACGGGCUCCUUGUGGAGUUUUUUUUUGUGGGGGGGCGACGACUUGCUUGCACUCGUUUUUUGUCAUAUUUCUAACUUAAUUGUGUUAAUUCAAUAACUGACGGACGGCGAAACCGAAAUGUUCUCCGUGCUAGGCGCUCAGUCCACGCUGCCACCGGGCUUCGAUGUCCAUUUAUAUUCGCGGAUGAAAAAAAAAAAAAAGCUGGACAUGACGCAAGUUUCCCUAUCUGUCACUAUUCUCAACCUGCCCACCUACCCUAACGUAACCCUAAUUUACUUUUUUUUAAGCACAUGAGAACAAUGCUGCGUUCAAGUGUCCGUCAGCGAUGCUCACAUUUUACACUCCUGAACAAGUGUGCGCGUUUUGGCUUUUAGGUCACUUUAUAUUCGCUUUCUCGGGCAUAGCACGCAAAAGCUCACACUUCUUCCCCAUGCGAUAUCACUUUGUGGAACUUAGCCUCGAUCCCAAGCGACCACAUGUCCGGCCCACUUUUUUAAAAAAAGCAUGAAUUAUUAUCAAUAGAGCUUGUGGAGAUGGCGAUACACGAAGACGGUGCUCAUCGGAGCAGAGCAGCAAGGCAGGUUAAUACUCCAACAAUACAAGCAACACAUGAUUUGGGAAGAGAGGACUGACAGCCUUGCCUAGUGCCCGGCCUCUGUUCAGCCAUCUCCACCAGCAAACUGAAGCUUGACCCGCACUUCAUCACCAGCCGCACGUCAUCUAACUGUCACAUCAGUUGCAAGGGGAUGACCGAGCGCAUUCAUAACAUCAAUCUCCACAACUUCAGCAAUUCUGUACUUGAGACCCUCAAUGAGCAGCGCAACCGUGGGCACUUUUGUGAUGUGACUGUUCGGAUCCAUGGAAGUAUGCUGCGAGCUCACCGCUGCGUGCUGGCCGCUGGAAGCCCCUUCUUUCAGGACAAGCUGCUUUUGGGCUACAGCGACAUUGAGAUCCCCUCUGUGGUCUCGGUGCAAUCCAUCCAAAAGUUGAUUGACUUUAUGUACAGCGGGAUUCUGCGAGUGUCUCAGUCGGAGGCCCUGCAGAUCCUAACUGCAGCCAGCAUCUUGCAGAUCAAGACCGUCAUCGAUGAGUGCACUCGCAUCGUGUCCCAGAAUGUGGGCCUGGCAGGCCCGGGAGGCUUCCCCGUUAUACCAGGAGACUCUGGUCAGGACACCCCCCGUGGCACGCCAGAGUCCGGCACGUCCGGGCCGAGUAGUGACGCCGAGUCGGGCUGUAUGCAAACGUCGACCCAGCAGAACGUGGAUCGAGCGUACACGUCGCUGUACUCCUACUCCGGCCUCUCCAAUGGCACCCGGGAGCGCUCCCUUUACAUCAACCCCAUGGCGACCAAUUACGAUCCGAGUGUCGGUGCUCAGAAAAACCAGCAGUCGCAGGAUCCCCCCUGGAUGAACCGCAUCCAGGAUAGAUCACAGCAGGUAGACCGCUUCAUUGCCACGUCCGAAUCCACGCACUGUCGCAAGCAGCCCCGACCGGUACGCCUACAAACAGGUGGGAUGCACAUCAAGCAGGAGGCCGAAGAUGAGUACGGCUGCUUCGACAAUGUAGGGGACUGCCAGGUGGAGAAUGACCACACUCAGGGUGUGGUGAAUGAGUCCAAGGUGGAAAGUUUUGACUCGGGUGUCAGCUCCUCCAUCAGUACUGAGCCAGACGCCAUGGAGCAGCAGCCCUACCUGAGCUUUAACCGGGAUGGCGCCGGCGAAGUCCAGCAAGGGGAAGGCGGUCCGGUGCAGAUCGAGGUCAACGACUCGUCCCCGGAGCAAGUGCAGGAGCCUGACGAGGGUGACCAGAGCCACAGCACUAGUGACAGUACCAUGAUGCAACCCCUGCCCAACCCCAUAAUGUCCCAAUCCCUGGCCAGCACACCGCACUACCUGCGGCAGGUCGAGUCACACACCAGCAAUCUCCGAAUGCCGCACACCAUGACCAGCAAUUCUCAAGUGAUGGGCGCUGGGGGCACCUUCUUGCCCACGCUCUUCCCUCCGCAGCCGGCCAGAGACAACAAGUCUUUUAUUUACCUUCCCGGUCAGCAGCAGGCCCAGUUUGUGACGGUGCCGCCCCCCGCCAUGCCAUCGUUCCCCAACGCCAUGGCCGUGCCGCCAGCGCCAUCCCAGCAGCAGCAGGCAAUGAGUCAGGGGGAGAAGAAACCCUAUGCAUGCACUCUCUGCUGUAAAACCUUUACUGCAAAACAGAACUACGUCAAACACAUGUUUGUGCAUACUGGAGAGAAGCCUCACCAGUGCAGCAUCUGCUGGCGCUCGUUCUCCCUGAAGGAUUACUUAAUCAAACACAUGGUGACCCACACAGGGGUGCGGGCCUACCAGUGCAGCAUUUGCAACAAGCGCUUCACCCAGAAGAGCUCUCUCAACGUCCACAUGCGGCUGCACCGUGGCGAGAAGUCGUACGAGUGUGUCAUCUGCAAGAAGAAGUUCUCCCACAAAACCCUGCUGGAGCGCCACAUGGCCUUGCACAGCACAGGCAGCGCCAUCGCAGGGCUGACUGGCAUCACCGGCACCCCGGGCUCCGUUUCCAUCCCCAUUCCCCUCCCCAUGGCCGUCCCCGAGCCCGGCGCCGGGGUGGUGGCCCUCGCCAUGCCCGUGAGCGGAGGUGCAGGAGAAGGGCCCGGGGUCGGAAUGGGAGUGGGCAUGGCCGCGGAGGCGAGCUGCCAAGAAGGGACCACCUACAUGUGUUCUGUCUGCCCCGUCAAGUUCGACCAAAUGGAGCACUUCAACGACCACAUGCGAAUGCAUGUCUCUGACGGAUAAGUACAACUUGAUAAACUUCUCCAAAAGAAUGACAAACAAAAUGGCACUAGAUUUUCCUUUUCUUCUUUUGAGGUAUGGAGAGUAAUGAGUAUAGACACUGGCACAUUAAGUUUCCCAAAAAAAAAAAAAAAAAAACAGAUUUUCUUUUUUGUUAUUCUAAAUAAACAAAAAGAUGGUGGCCUUAAGGCUUAGUAGUUGGAUAUUGAUCUACUGGAUGGAUCCUAACUACAGGCCUCUAAAUGUAUGAUUUCCUAAAAUACUGAUUUAUGUGUUGAACACUACCGAAAGGCCUACGAAAGAAAGACAUACACACAAACACACCUUUAGUGUAGAUCUAUUUGAGUGAAUAUAAGUGGUUAUUGUGUGUGGAUCUGCAUGUGUCCCAGUGUGUGUGUGGGUGUGUGUGUGUGUUUGUGAUGCCAUUUAAAAUGGCAGUUGUGAACCCAUCCUGACCAGUUUGGAAACGAUAAAUGUCCAGACUUACUGUGGUAUAAUUUACAACAACAAUAACAACAACAAAAAUCGUCUGGGUGGGCCUCCAUAUUCCCUCUAAAAUACUGACAGUCACAAGAUUGCCUUCUAAAAGUGAAUUUAAAUAAAAAAGAAGAGAGUAGUAAAUUUGACACUGGGUUUUAUUUAUUCCUAUAGUAUUAAAAGAUUAUAAUGCAGCUAUUGUCAAGGUACAAAUUUCAAUCACUUCCUGUCAAAGAUGGCAGAAAUAAUAGUUUUGUAAUUGUACAAGCAUUUUUGAUAGUUCAGUUUCCUAAAUUAGACUGUGUUGAUGAGACAAAGUGAAAAAUAAUCAACAACAACAACAAAAAAACGUUUCUGAACUCAUUUGCAUACACUGCCACUAAUCUCCUAAAAGACUGUUAGUCAAGGCUGCGCCAAUCAUAAAAUGAGAACGACUUUUUUCUUCUUCUUUUUUAAUACUAUUUUCUUUCUCAACCUUUUACCAUUCACAGUAAGAGCAGUCUGGAAUAAGAGACUAAACUCUCUCCUUCAUAUUUGCUGCUCCUCCACUUACAUCAUACUGUUAUAGGCUGUAGAUUUUAAAACAAGAUUUGUCUCUCAAGCUAUUGUUGUUAUUGAUUAUCCUACGUGUUUUUUUCAUUUUCUAUUCACUUUCUUUAGUUUGGCUGUAAAUGUGAACAGUGUUAAAGAGAGAGACAUUCAAUUUGAAUCCCGUUUUGUUUUUGAAAUAAUUGCCAUCUGAUUGUAGAAUAGAACCAGUUCAUGACUUUUGCAGAGCUGUUUUAGCUAUGGGAGCUAAAUGCAACACUCUCAGUGAGUCACUCCUCAAACAGCCUGCAACAUUUUGAAAGGAAAGAUUGGAGAAAAACAAGUAGCUUAACCAACCACAUAAUUAUAUAUAUAUAUAUAUAUAUAUAUAUAUAUAUAUAUAUAUAUAUAUAUAUAUAUAUAAAAACACACACACAUACAUUCACCCCAAAUUGUGGAUGGACUUUCUACAUGAGAAGUAUACAUUCCAGUUUUUCUAAAAGGCUUGGACAUACAUGUACAGAUUAGAUUUGUUAGUUAGUGUGCUAAAAUGUCAUCCAUGCAUCAGGACACCACUUGAGGCUGAUAUUUGGAGUUCACUAGAUAUAGGACACACAGACACACACACACACACACGCACGUAUACAUACGCAUAUAAGUGUGGUGUAUGUAUGUGUGUAUAUAUAUAUGUGUGUGUGUGUGUGUGAAUGUGUAUUUGUAUAUAUAUGUGUGUGUGUGUAUGUGUACACACACACACACACACACGCAGCUGUGUGCAACUACAAUCUGAAGGAUUUGCUCCUUUGUGUGAGCAAAUGACUUUUGUAGUUAUGUUGCUCACAGUGCUGCAGAUAUAAAAAUAAAUACACAAAAAUGUGUUAUUUUGCACAUUUUCUUAAAAUGCCUGUGCUUAAUAUUUAAUCAUUUGUUAAUUUAAAUAAACUAUGAUUUUAUUUUUUUCAAUUUUAAAGCAGAAAAUUCUUUUUUCAAAAACUCUUGAUAAGUGGACUGCGUUAUUUUCUUGCAUAUAUGUUGCACUGCUUAAACCAAUAAGUGCACUACUGUUAACAGAGAUAUAGUUUUAGAAAAGAGGAUUUUUAAAAAAAAAAUCUAACAUUUGGUUAUAGAGUUCACGUGUUAGCAUAGCUUUGUUUCAAUUUUAAAGUAGUUCAGCGGUUCUUGGCUUUUGUUAUUGCUUGCAGUUACCUGCAGUAUAUCAAUACAUAUACUGUUUGUACAUUACUUGUGCCGUUUCGAUGCAAGCAUUUAUUUAAAUGUGGAACAUGACGUGCUCAUCUAUGUUUUAUCUUUUUUUUAAGUUAAUGUUUUAUGGAGUCACUUCCGUGUAACUCAAUAAUUCAAUUGCAUUUCUUUAAAGAGACAGAAUUUUCCUUAUAGCCAAACGGUGAAACGGCAACAGUAAUAAUAACGGCAACUUCUGUCUGACUUGGUGGUAGUGGUAAUAACAGCUAUUAUCACGCUAUUAAUAAUAAUAAUACAUUUAUUAUUGUGUGUGUGUGCGUGUGUGUGUGUGUGUGUGUGUGUGUAAUAUAGAUGACAUAUGUGUCCUAGUACAACUUUUGGGUGGGCGUGGAAAGGUGAUGGAAUGCAGCUUCUUUGAUAAUACUGUAUGUGUCUGUGGGUUGUGCACCGUUGUGUCCUUUCCUUCCUUUAGUGAGUGUCGUUGUGUCUGUGUGCUCUUUUAGCCGAAUCAAACUGUUGAUAAGCGAAAUAUUUUGACCUUGUAGGGCUUCCUUUGCAAUAUGCAGCGCAGGUACAACACGAGGAGUGGCUCCUCACCACACCUUUUGGGCUCAUAGGACACCUCCAAAACUGAGAGUUGGAAGUCAAAAUUGUUUUCUAAAUUUCAUCCAACUACAACUGAGAGUUCUCCUCAUGUAAACAUUGACAUUUAUUUCACAGUUACCUGUCUCAUUUAUGGUGUGCGUAUUAGCCUAAAAAAAAAUGGUGCGGCCCCUUUUUUGUAGCUGUUGCUGCCAGGAUGGCAAAUGUGCUGCAUGCUAGUGCUCUAUUUGUCUUGACACAGCACGUGGAGGGUCAUCUCUUGCCUUAACAGACAAUGCACUAAAUAGUCUAUGUAAGCAAACUGCCGAGUUCUCUUUUCCAACAGUAUUGCCACAUUUUUGGGCACACAGCUUACGGUGUCUUGUCGGUCGAGCACCAACACUGCCAAACAAACGUCAGCUUUCCGCGCAGAGGCAGACAUGUUUCAGUGUAAUGUACGUAUUCAGUGAUUUAGCAUUCCUUCAUGGCACCUGCUUUUUGCAUAGUUUGUGUAAACACAUAUAUCUAAUGCACUAUAGACUGUAGCUAGAUGAGUACAACCAGCUUUGUGGUAUCAAUGGUCUAAAUAGUAGGUUAAGUAGCUUGUCGUUGGCUUUGGACAAUAUUUUCAUUUCAGAAUUACACUAUAAGAGUGUCUCGCUAUCAUUUUUAUGUUGUUGUUGUGGUGGUGGUGGUGGUGGUUUUCUGGAAUAACAAGUAGCCAAUCUCUCUGGAUGAGGGCUAAUAACUCAUCCCAUCACUCGUUGACUUGUAUGAUAAGAUUGAAAGGAAAGGAGCCUUCUUCUUCUUCUCCCCAGUGUGCAUUAGCUUCGCUUCACUGUCCAUAGUUAUACAGUACAGUAUAUUCUUUAUUCUAUUUCAGAUACUCGUGGUGGGGCUUCACAAUAUUUUGUCUGUGUUGCAAAGAAAAAUUGUAAAAAUGGUUUAAAAAGUUGCAGCCCCUUUCAGAAAAGAUGGUCCUUUGCGCAUUUCUUGUAGUUUUAUUUAAGGGAUCUUUUCUGUUUGGCUUUUUUUUUUUUUUUUUUUUUGCAGAUUGUUGACGAAUUUUCCAGGACAAACCCCUAUUAAAUGCUCGAUACCAAUCUUGCAGCUGUUUAUAUUGUGUUCUCCAAUAAUAUGACGUUUUGUUUAUCUUAGUGUAGAGAUUCGGGGUCUACAGUACUAUGUUUGUCCUUCUCACAGUACAUUUGAUUCCUCAUUUAUUCACGAUACUUCUUUAGUUCAUCCUGCUUGUUUGUUCUGAUGAUCACACAGUAUGGUCUUGUUGUUAAUACAUGCAUAUAGCUUUCACAUAGCUGGGUCGAGGGUAGUCAAGUAAUUGAGUAAUAUUUUUCACGGUGUAUUAUACUGUACAUAUGCAUACAGUACAGUAUAGGCUUUGCAUUGAGGCGAAAACACAGGAAUGGUGAGGGUUCAUUGUAGUGUCCAUCUUCCUAGUUGUCUCCAUCAGUUUUUCUUUGUUCAAGCUUGAAUUAAGUCACAGUUAGGAAUAAAAACCACUCAGAUUAUACAUAACAGCUUUUUAUUUCCUCUACAGCACACAUCAGUGUGAAACAUAUACCUUCUGACAAAGAUAUUUAUAUAAAUAUAUACAGUAAAUAUAAAUGUAUAUAAAAGAAUCACCAUCUCCUCACAGUUGAAUGCAUUUUUCCUUGUGUGAUAUCGGGAAUAUGCCUAUCAAGUGCCUAUCAGUGCAUUCAGCAACUAUACAGAAUUUUCAUAGUUUUUCUCUCCUACAGUGCACAGAUACAAUAUAUACACAAUGUUCUAUUUAGUUAAAAAAAUAUACGACAGUAUUUAUACAAGUAAAACCAGGUGGUUGUGAGUGCAUCCGAACCCUUUAAAGUACCUGAAAUGUUCUAUUCGUAUACAGUAAAAGCAGGUUUUACAUUUUACAUGUACGCCAUGUGGAGGAUUCAAAGAUAUCAAAAAUGCACAAUCACUUACGAAUGUUUAAUGGCGGUUUUCUUCUUGCACGUUGUUCACGUACGUAGCAGGCAAGCUAGUUUGUGUGCUGUGUGACAGAGGGCAAUGUGGCUUUGUGACCUGUAGAGGGAGACGCAUGAAUGUAAAGGCUUCUUUAUACUCGCGCGGGUGGCGACUGCGCUGACGUCACUGCUGCUAUCCAGGCGCAGUUUGCCUUUAUACUCCAGCGCAACCCACGCGCACAGUUUUUAAAAUGGACUGCAGUUCUCCUCCAAGAGUCGCUACGGCUGGUAUUGGCUCGGACAUCACAGGGUGUUGUUUCCUCUGCAUUUUUGGCCAUUUCCGGUAGCCGUUUUUACUUUCCUUUCCGUAACAAGGAACAAAGCAACAACAAUGGCGACUGUGGAACAGUGUCUGCUAGAACAAAUGGACCUAGAUGACCAGAUGAUACAUUUAAUUAUGCUGCAAAAUCGAUUAAGAAGGCGGUGGCGUAGAUGGUCUGUAGAACCAAGGGGAACGCUUAGUACGUCAUCACAGCAUGUGACUAAGACGGACCAAUCAGGAGAGAUGAUCUCCGCGGCAUUCUACACGCAGCAACAAUUUUUGCCGUGUGCGCGUCAAGUGACGGGCCAAUGCGUCGGUCACGUGAUGAUGAAACUCAAGAUGUUUGUUUAUGCCUGUUACGUGGCCAUGGUCUACCACCUAAGUAGAUUAUCAGGCCCUUUAGUUGACAAGGUCAAAGUACACCGGGUGCCCUUUGAACCUAAUGAUAGGGCGCCAUUGUAUACAAAUCUGAUGCCAAAUUCCCUAACCUAAUGUUGAUGAAUGCUUUAUCUGAUCUCUUUGUACAUGCAGCCGAAAAGUGGAGCGACGUGCAUAAAGAAACUUGUCAAGACAUUUUUUAGUAAUCCCUCUUUGGAGGAAAAGUCUUGAAAUCAAGAUUCGAAAAUUUAGUGAAGACAACACAUGAUUGUUCCACAAAGGUCUGUAAAAGCGCUUUGUGUCAGACAUGAAGUUUUAGGAUGGCGAUGACGGUGUGGCUGUGAGAUUAAAGGUUUUGGACCGGCUCAUUAUUGUGUCCCCUGUUGACUAAUUACCACACUUUCAUUCUCCAGCCCGGUCAACGUGCCAAAUUGAAAAUUUUAGGGGGGGUGGGAACUCUUCACGUUAAAACUACUAUUGUUAAUUAGUACAAAGGACUGUUAGGGCCACAGUGAAAAGAAAAAAAAGAAUAAUGAGGCUACAAGAACAAAGUAUUUAUUUUUCACGAAUAAAAGUUGCAGUGUUACAAGCAAAAAGUCGUAAUGUUCAACACCUAAACAUCACAGUACGAGACCAGCAGCCACUCUCUGUCUCCAGAGUGCUGCCAUGUACACUAAUGAGUUACUAUUGUUAAAUAUUUGUUAAAAACACUUUUGAUUGAAAAUUUAACAGAGCCACGCAAACUCUCGCAUUAAGAUGUUUAUAAAUGCUGUUUAAAACAUUGACCAUUUCAUGACUACUUUAUUCUGGUAAAAUUGCAUCUUUAUUCUUGCAAGAUUAUACAUUUUUCACAAAGGAAUAUGAGUUAUUCUUGUAGUAAAUGUAUUUUCUUUCUUUUCUUUUCAAAGGGGCCCUAAUACAGUCUACUUUGUAAAUUACUUUUGAAAAACAAGAAGAAUCACAUUAAACAUACAGCAGGUCAUACCAAAUGAAGUGAUUGCCUUCACUUUGGUUCUUUAAGUCCUCCAUCAUCCAUACUUUUUACUAGGAGAAAACAGCUAUGACUAUAAACAGAUACUUGUUUGAAAGGCUUACUUUCAUUGACAUUCAAAAUAAGCAUCCGUGAUACAGGCAACGUGAUAGCUCGUCCCUGUCAUCCAUCCGUCAAUCACACACACUACAUCCACCCGCAUUUUAAUGUCAGUCAUAUUCUUUAGGACCUUUUUUUUUCUCCAUUAUGACACAACCCUAUUUAGUUUUUUAAAGCAUCAGCUACCACUGUUGUAUCAGUCCAACUCUACUGUGCAGUCCUGUUCAAAGUCUCUAAAGCAGUGGUUCUCUAACUUUUUACAAAAACUACCACCUCGAAAAAUACCACCAUAAUGACCAUCAUUAAAAUACAGUUGUGUAGUAGGCCCGUAGUAGGUACUGUUAACCAGUGUUUUCCCACCUUUAUCAAGCCAAGGCACCCAUUUUACAUUGCAAAAAUCUCACGGCACACGUCGAUCUCGUCUCAAUUUACAAAUUGACUUAGUGUGAAAUCUGGGCCUGUUUAACUGAACACAAAGCCAAUAUACUUGCAGGAUGCCAUGACUUAUAUUUGACUUGUAUGAAUGGCAACAGGUGGAUACAGCCUUAUUGUACUUUCUGCCAUCUAAUGGAAGAGCAUUUAAUUGUUCUGCCUGUCACUAUAUGUUGUAAGCAUAGAUAAAUGAACAAUGAUAUAUUUGUAAUUGAUAAAUGAUAAUUUUCGUACAAAGUAAGUGCAAUUGAAUAAUUUCCCGCGGCCCUUGCGAUGAUCUCUCACGGCACACUACAUUAGUACUAUAUUGUAUAUCGGAAUCACUGCUGUAAACCACCAUAACAUUAUGCACAGUUUGAACAUUAACACUGCGGUUGAAUAUAGUAAAAUAGAAACUGUACUUAAAUAGUAAUUCAAUUAAAAUGUAUUGCACAAAAAGGUUGUACCUGAAUAAAUGUUAGAAGACAUCAUUUCAAAAGAUUAAAUGCAAAUGGAUUGUAUUUAAAAGUUAAAUACAACUGAACUGUACUAAUCAAAUGUACUGGAUUAAAACAAAAACAAAAGUUUAAGCCUCUGUGGCAUUAUGUACAUUUUGAACAUAAAAUUAUGUGAUUCUUUUGCAUACCAUGAGAGGGAGCCCAUGUACCACUUGUGGUACUGGUACCACAGUUUGAGAAUCACUGCUCUAUAGUAUCAGAAUCAGAAUCCUCUGUAUUUGCCAAGUAUGUCAAUUGGCUCAGCUCACCUCUUUGGCAGCACAAUUGCAUUCCCGUUCAAUCCAGAACAUUCCAGCCAGUGUUCCCGUUAAACAAUAAAUAAACAAACAAACAACUAAUGGCCCUUAUUUCAUUUAAUUUGCCAUUUCUUUUUUUAGCCAUGAGAGCACAAAGCUAUCUAGCUGUGAGCAGACCACUUCUGUAGACAACAUGCAUUACAAUGCAUAUUGUUUGUUUGGUCACGCCGCCAAACAGUAAAAGCAAACGUCAUCAAGACUUAAAGGACACAUUGGAGCACUGGGCCGUGUUAAUUACUUGAAGCCCAAUUGGCAAGGGAAAGCUGAACAAGACAAUGUUGGUUGACACAAAUCAAAGAAGGGUUGAGAUUAUAGUGUAUUUUGGAGAAAAUAAAAUGUCUUUAUCUGGUGUUUUUUUUUUUUUCUUGUUGCUUUUUGUUUUAAAGGCAGAGAGCUUAAUGUUUCUUUGGAGUUUUGUGCUUGUCUUGAUUUGAAGACCAAAUUAGAUUUAUAUACAAUGACUCUAAAAAUAAAUAAAAAAUACACCCCAUUGAUAUUUGAAAUAUGAAACCACAUACAUUGUUUCUAAAACAAAAAAAAUUCAUUCGAUAUGUGUACCAUCCCCAACUUUAACUCAAUGUAGACCCUUCACCUUCACUUUAUAUUACAUUUAAUGGAUUGCAGUUUUUUAUUAUUUACUCUUCAUACUUCUUUUUUUCUAAAUAUUGGCGCUAUACAUUUUAAAGGCUAUCCCUACAACAACAAAACUAACAUCACAACUUUUAAAUACAUUUAGCCAUUUAUACUUCAGAUGGACCAAGAUGUUAAGUUUGCACAUAUUUGUAGGUUAUGAAGCCAAAAACUGAGAGAAUAUCGACACGUGAAAUAUCUUCAUGCUCACUGCAGCAACAAAGCAAAUUGAAAUGUGCUCCAAAACUGUGAUCAUUAUGAGACAGUAUAUUUUUGUAACAACAAAAUAUCAUCCUUAAAGUUUUUCUCACAAAUUCUUAGCAAGACUUUGUUAUGUAUUUCAUUCUAUGCUCUCAAAAUAGGAAAUUGAAUUGCAGUAAUUGGUGUAAUGCUGAAGGCACGAAUUGCUUCAAUUUACAAGACGGGCGCCUUCUCGUUCUUUUUUUCUUUUGGUCAUCUUGUUUGGAGAUGAUAUGCUUUUUUGUAAACUCAGAUGUUGCUCAUGUGUGUAUUUUGUUAGGCUUUGUUUCUGUCUAAAUUAACUUGCUAUCUUAUUAUAAAUCCCACAUCCAACCCCUUAAAAAAAAAACUGGCAGAAGUGAAGCUGUUGUAGUAAAUGGUAGUUAAAGAUGACAUCAAACUAAACGACCCUGAGAUAUAUGCUGCAGUAAUGUGUUUUUAAGUUUGUUUUUGGUAAUUUAUCCUCCAAGUUUAUGUUUUAUUAUUAUUAUUGUUAUGAAACGAGCUUGUUUGAAAUGUUUUGACUGCUGUUCUGAAAUAGGGGAAAGCAUUUUUCUAAAUGUAGUAUGUGCACGGACGUUUGUUUUUAUAUAAUAUGAUUUGUCAAACACUGGACUGGAGUGAGUUUUCCAACAUUUCCAAGUUGAGCAAUGUAUUUGACAGACAUGACUGCACAGGACGUGGGAGGGAAAGGGGGCAGGGCUUAGUUGUUAAAAGUGAGACGUCAAGACAUUUCCUUUCGUUGCGGUUUGGUGAGGGGUGUAUACCCGCGUAGGUGACCCACUCUUCCAAACUGUGGCCUGGUAACUGGGGGAUGGGCAUAAUAAUCGACCCAUUCAUUGAAUGCUACUAAUUCUGUUGAUUGUAGGGAAUUGCUUGUUGGUUAAUCUCGUUGUGAAGCAAUUGAGUGCACUGCUUGGCUUCCACUUUGGCAUUGAAACAGGAGUUUAGAACAUUCAACAGCGAGAUCAAUUGCUCGUCAAAUGUAUAUUUUUUUUAUUCAUAAUAAUAAUUGUUUUGCCUAUAGUCCAAUGCCCAUCCCUACUGAUGACCGAUUGCAUUGACAAGACAUCAUAAAGGGAUAUUCCACGUGACAGACAGACAGGUAGGAGGCCUUCUUGCUAUGGUAAAGCCGAUAAUGACUAAAUCUCACAUUGUUCCACUUUCUCAAACCAGAAAAGAAAUUUGCACUAUAGACUCAUUUUGGUCUUCUUCUAUCAAAAAGCAAUAUAAUUCAUUUUACACCUCUUAGAAACCAUAGUUGUUUGUUGGCGUCUGUGGUGCACAUUGAUGUUUUCCACAUUUGAGGGGCAUUAAAGUGUCGUUUCCUCCUGUGGUUGUUUUUGGACAAAUCAAAACAGAUGUGGGGAAAAUGAGAUUGGAUGUAAUGAGGGAAGGGAUCCAUUCUGAGUCUUCAUCAACUAUUGUUGUGUAAACAAAUAAAAAAAAACAUUGCUUAUUUGGUCAUUUUAAGUGUUUUUGUUUUCAUCUAGAAUGUUCCAAAAAUGAAAUGCACCUUUUUGUGAUAUAAACUUCAUUGGCUGCAUCCACCAAAUCUCCUUUUUCUGUCCCAACAUCAAGGUCUGACCUUGACACAAAUUAUUGUUUAGAGUGUAAAAAAAAAAUAUUUCACCAUUAUAUGCGGCAAUGUAGCUUUUCUUCCUAUUCCCACCGCUUUGUCUGGUGUUCCAGUUUGAAUAUGUUGCGUGUUCGAGGAAGCAUAAGUACGUGCCUUCUUGUAAUCUCCUUGUUAUUAUUGAGAAGCUGAAGCCAGCCAAUUGUGUUUGCACUAAAAACCAAAUUGCUUUUUGUUUUGUGAUGUAGACUAUUUAAAGCGAGCUUGUUGCGUCACUUUAAACCAUACAGUAUGCAUGAGGGUAGAUUGGCUCAUCUGUCGACCUGUAAACAAAACCAGUGCAGCUUCUUGAGGAUCUUGUGAAUAUAUCUCGGCUUUCAAUUACAUCUCCUUUAGUCAUCCAGUUUGUCACAGUCUAAAUUGUGUAAAAAAAGACAAAAAAAUUUGUGAUAUGAAAAAAAAAAAAAAAAAAAAAAAAAAAGCAACACCAUAACUACAGUACAGCUUUUAUUUUCACAUGCCACGAUAAGAGUUACCCAUUAAGUUUUUUCAAUCCAUGGGAAAGCAUGAGGUCGCCUCAAGACUAUUGGUCAAUAAAACAUUUUUUCCUUGUAUUUAUUAAAUAUUUUGUCAACAUGUGAGAAAAAAAACGUACGUGUUGAGUCUUAAAAUGCACCUUAUUCAUGUCAGUCCACGUGGGGAAAACAAAAGAAUAAUGAUUUUUUUUUUUUUUUAAGAAAAGGCUGGCUAUGUAAUAUCUCUAAUUUAGCACCUUACUACACAGCAUGUUUUCACUUUAUUCCAGUUUAGCAAUUAUUUCAUUUGGAAUCUCAUAUUUGUGUGACUUCUUCAUUCGUGGGAUGUGCCAAAGUUUGGAGGCGAUCUCCCCAACUGUUGACACUUAUCAUUUUUAUUUUUUCCUCCUCCUGCUUCAGUUAUCGCAAACUUUCCUAUAACAAGUGUGUGGAAUCGAUUUAUCUCAGCAAACAGUAUCAUAACUUGCCAUUUUACAAUAAGCCCUGUAUUUCACAUAUAUUUACCAGUGAUGUGUAUUCGUUAUUAUAAAGAAAAAUAGCCGUAAACGCUUCAUUAUGUUACACAAUAUUGUGACUUUUUUCGAAAAACUGUGAAGACUUAUCUUGCAUAUACUUUAUACAGAAGUAUUAAGCCUUAAUACAAAAGACUAAAAAAAGUGUGGAAGAAUAAACUGAUUGUUGCUAAGUAAGGAUGAUUUUUGUAAAUGUUACCAGCACUUUUUUUGUAAUUUUCACUCUGAGGUAUUGUACAAGUUCAAGCUGUUUGUGAAGUUUGAUUAUGAAGGAAUUAAAAACUAGUACUUUCCUGUACUUCACACAAUG